AUGAAAGAAUGGUACAAAGUUGUCUUUGCCGUAGCCAAGGCUGCCGGCAUAUUUCUGUUACCGUCACCGAUCGCGACUUUAUUUGAAUUGGAAUCGGAUCGGCCAUCCAGUUGUCAUCGCGAAGCCCGAAAGACUGCGUACUUGGACGGCCUUCGUGGACUGGCAGCAACUAUCGUCUUCAUUGAGCACUUCGGGCUUCCAUUCUACCCCAGCAUUGUAGGUUCGAACGCCAGCGAGUGGUCAUAUCUGCAACUUCCAAUCAUACGGCUCCUUUAUCAUGGGUCCUUCGCAGUCUCUGUCUUCUUCGUGAUAUCAGGCUUCGUCCUUUCACAGAAUUUGAUCCACCUUGAGCACCAGACAAUUGACUGCGGCUGUUCCCGCUCAGAGACACCUGACCGCACGGUCCUUGCCAGUCAAAUACUUGAUGUCUUGGGCUCAGCCGCUUUCCGUCGGGCACCGAGGCUUUUCCUCCCAUCCGCAGUAGUUGUUCUGCUGACGGCAGGACUGGCAUUCUUCUUCGAUGCAUUCGCCGCCGCGGAGCAGUUUCCCGGAUUGCCGCACCAUCUAUAUAGGUUGGACGUCCCUCGUGGCCUGUCAACACUGGGCACCCAGCUGAUCGACUGCUUCGAUUUUUUCCUGUCUCAGCUCAUCUACCCCUUCCCUUGGAUGCUGGAAAUACCUCGCCAAAACGGCUCCAACCCACCCCAGACGUACGGCUUUCACCUAUGGGCCAUCCCUGUCGAGUUCUGGGCUUCGGAGAUGUUGUUCAUUGUCCUUAUGGCUACAUCACUCAGACGACGCUAUGUGCGACCUAUCGUUAUCCUUCUCGCCUCGGCAUAUAGUGCCUGGUGCGGGAGAUGGGAGCCACCGCUUUUCUUUGCUGGGGCUCAGUUGGCUGAAUUGGAUUUAUGGCUUCAACUUGCCGAGGACAGGUGCUCAACUAGUGUACAAUGUGCCGGCCCAUCAUCUCUCUAUACACUUUUCAACACCCCGAAUUCGCGAGCAUGCCUUGGCACAUUCAUGUGCAUUGCCGGACUCUGGGUCGGCUCGAUACCUGAUUACAAGGCUGCAAGCACUUUUGGCUUUAUUACGUUGGCGAACUCGUCCACGGUACCGAACUCUCAAGUCUAUUGGCAGGGCAUAGGGGCAGUCUUGUUCGUGUGGUCACUCCAAUACCACAGGUGGCUACGGCGCUUUUUCAACAUAGGCCUGCUACAAUAUCUGGGUCAGAUUUCGUUCGCUCUCUACUUGGUUCACGUUCCUAUAAUCACGACGUUCGGUUGGGCCGUUGCUCGAUUCUUGGUAAACAUGUAUGGGAAGAGCCUUGACGACCCAGGUUGGGACCGGGAGGUUCUAAUUGCUGUUGGGGGGGUUUUGACAUUUGCCGCGGCGACAUGGAUUGCAGACAUAUUCUGGCGAGCUUUUGAUUCCCGCGCUGCGACGUUGUCAAAGUGCCUCGAACUUUUGACCAGAAUCUAG
Messenger RNA from Diaporthe batatas, 1479 nucleotides. RefSeq lists its product as uncharacterized. The transcript has a single exon. Gene Ontology annotation, cellular component: membrane. Lineage: Eukaryota; Fungi; Ascomycota; Sordariomycetes; Diaporthales; Diaporthaceae. Gene Ontology annotation, biological process: polysaccharide biosynthetic process. Gene Ontology annotation, molecular function: acyltransferase activity, transferring groups other than amino-acyl groups. The record is from RefSeq and is a predicted model, not a curated record. The coding region runs from base 1 to 1479 and encodes 492 amino acids.